AUGCGGGGCCUUCUGUUAUACCUGCUCCUCGGCGCCGCGAGCGCGCGCCUUUCACCGCCGUCAGGACAGCUGCACCAGCCCACCGCUCUCAGCAAGGUGAGCAAGGGCGGCGCGACGAAGAAGCGGCCGGCCUCGGAGCAGCUGACGCCCAGCGAGACGGUGCUCGCGGGCGCCUGCGCGAGGCUGGUCGCGCAGACGAUUCUCCACCCGCUCGACGUCAUCCGGACGCGGUCGCAGACGAAGAACCCGAUCGAGGCGACGCUCCUCGAGGCCCUGCCCUUCGGCCUCGCGCCGCAGAUGCUGCUGAGCGUGCCGGCGGGCUCGAUCCAGUUCGCCAUGGUCAAGUACUGGCGGACGCAGAUCGAGGCGGCCUUCGGCGACCGGUGCACGAGCACGGCCGCGGGCCGCUUCUUCACGCAGUUGUUCGCCGCGGCGGGCGGCGCGGCGUGCGCGGGCUCGGUCCGCAUCCCGCAGGAGGUCGUGAAGCAGGGCUGCAUGGCCGAGAUGUACCCGAACGCGAUUGAUGCGGUGCGGACGAUCUCGGAGGAGAAGGGCGUCGCGGGCUUCUACAAGGGCGCCGUGGCCACGAUCUCGCGCGACGUCGCCUGGAACUCGCUCAGCUUCGCGCUCUUCCGCGUCUUCCUCGAGGCCUUCGCCGUGCAGUCGGCGCAGCUGAAUUAUGCGCUGGGCAUCGUCGCGGGCUGCCUCGCGGCCUGCGCGACGCAUCCGAUUGAUGUGAUCAAGACGCGCAUCAUGACGAGCUCCGGCGACGCGGCGAGCGUCGGCAUCGUCGAGGGCCUGCGCAAUCUGGUGGACGAGGAGGGCCCGGGCGUGCUCCUCUCGGGCCUCGUGCCCCGGCUGCUCUACCUCGGCCCCCUCGCGUCGCUGGUCCUGGCGACGAACGAGGUCAUCGCGUCGAUCCUCAUCGCCGGGCGGAAGUAG
Pelagomonas calceolata is the source of this 942-nucleotide messenger RNA. The record is from the annotation of a GenBank genome assembly. Lineage: Eukaryota; Pelagophyceae; Pelagomonadales; Pelagomonadaceae.